GCGGGGUGGAGAUUUGCGGCGGGUGCUCGGGGUGCGGGUGCUCUGGGCGGCGCGCGCCGGCGUCCUCCGCUCCUCCCGCGCGCGGCCGCUGAAGUCCCCGAGGCGCGCGGCCAGCCCAGCUCGGGCCGCCGCAGUCCCACCAGCCCCGCGGCCGAAGAGCGCGGGCUGGGACCGAGGCCACGGCGGUGGGCGCCGCCCCCAACGUCUUUCUGGAACCCCUGGAGCGGGGCGAGGGCGAAGACGAGGCUGAGUGGGGCCGGAAUCAUGAACCGGAGUUUCCACAAGUCUCAGACCCUGCGCUUCUACGACUGCAGUGCGGUGGAAGUCAAGAGCAAGUUUGGGGCUGAGUUCCGAAGGUUCUCCUUAGACCGCCAAAAGCCUGGGAAGUUUGAAGAUUUCUACCAGCUGGUUGUGCACACCCACCACAUCGCCAACACCGAAGUGACCAUCGGCUACGCAGACGUGCACGGCGACCUGCUGCCCAUCAACAACGAUGACAACUUCUGCAAGGCGGUCUCGAGCGCAAACCCCCUGCUCAGGGUCUUCAUCCAGAAACGAGAGGAGGCCGAGCAGGGCCUGGCGACCGGCUCGCUCUCGCGGCGCAAGAAGGCGCUGGCGCUGCGGGAGGAGGGGCCCCGCCGGCGCGCGCACCUGCACAUCGGGCUCCCGCACGACUUCCGCCCCGUGUCCUCCAUCAUCGACGUGGACAUCCUGCCCGAGACGCACCGGCGUGUGCGGCUGUACCGGCACGGCUGCCAGAAACCUCUGGGCUUCUACAUCCGCGACGGCAUGAGCGUGCGGGUGGCGCCGCAGGGGCUGGAGAAGGUGCCGGGCAUCUUCAUCUCGCGCAUGGUGCCGGGGGGCCUGGCCGAGAGCACCGGGCUUCUGGCCGUGGACGACGAGGUGCUGGAGGUGAAUGGCAUCGAGGUGGCGGGGAAGACGCUGGACCAGGUCACGGACAUGAUGAUCGCCAACAGCCACAACCUCAUCGUCACGGUCAAGCCGGCCAACCAGCGGAACAACGUGCUGCGCGGCAGCCGCGCCGCCUCCGGCAGCUCCGGCCGCUCCUCGGACAGCACGGCCAGCCGCCACAGCCUGCAGGCCCCUGCGCCCCACAGCCUGCCCGCCGACGACAUGGAGAGCGACGAGGAGCCCGACGUGGUGCUGGAGGGUGACCUGGAGCCCCGGUCGAUGCCGCGGCUCCCUCCCGGCAGCCUCAGCCGCGUCAAUGGUGCGGGCCCAGCCUCCGGACUGCACGGCCCUGGGCGCGAUAGCCGCGUGCUCAGGCUGCUCAGCUCGUUUCCGCCCGACAUCCACCACAGCCUGGCGCUGCCCCCUGGCGGCGUGGAGGAGCACGGGCCGGCUGUCACCCUUUAGCGCGGGGCCACCCUGCAGCGCCGGGCAUCUCCCUGUAGCAUCCUGUCCCAGCCUGAGCGUCCUGACCACAGUCUGGCGGCAGGGACCAGUCCCCUCCCGUUUUUAAAAUAAGAUAAUUGUAUAUGUCACCCCCUCCUCUGUGUUUUUAUUUAUCCCUCCCUUUGCUUCCACAACCCUACUCGAUGUUUCAUUUUAUGGACAGAAAAUAAAAAUACUGCCUAUUUUUUAUAAAUCUCUCCACAAACAGAAGGUGCACACUUGUGCGCACACACCAGGCCCAUUGCAGGUCCAGGGCCUUUGUAAAGUUAUUUUCUGACCAAGUGUAGGAAAUACGUCCUUUUUAAAAUUUUAAAAAGACUUUAUUUUUUUAAACGAAGCUUUAAAAUUACCCUUUCAAAGGGCAAAUUCAUGUUUUUAACUUGAGCGAUGCAAACACACCUACUUGUUGGCACCGCGUCUUCUGUGUUUCGCGUGGAUCCUUCUGGUGGGCUGGACGCUGUGAAGAAGGUACGUGGCAGGAAGGGAAAGACUGAUUUUUAAGAACAGACUCACCCACAUCUCUAAUAGGUAUGGCUGUAGAAGACAAAUUUCAAAUUGUCAGUUAUAGUCCUGUUUCAAAUAGCCAAAUGGGAGCUGCACCCCCAGACCUCACUGGGAAAAGGAGCGCUCCUGACUGAGGUCAUGCCCGGUGACCUGGGACGCCCUGAGGGCUGUCAGUUGCCCUCAGGAAAGCAGCCAGCUCUGCUCCCCAAUACCUUUUGUGAUCAAAAGCCAGUAUUUACUUGGAGAUAAAAAGCCAGUCUUUUCCAUGACUUCACUUUCUGAAAUGUUUCCAUAGAAAUGUUGGACAACCCUACCCCACCUCCAGGCAAGCCUUUGAAAGCUCACAGACAUUUGGGCCGAUGUCUGUUAUCUUCAUUUUAAAAUAUCUUCGUAUGAAACGUAAUGAUUUUUUAACACAGAUUCAAUCCAUUGCCACUUCCCUUUGAUCUUGUAGCAAUAUUUACAUAUUUAGGAAUUUCGAAUGUUUUAUUCCACGUUUAUACCAAUGAAGUUUUAUAUGAAGUGUAUAUUCUGUUUGAAUCCGAUAUUGAGGAGAAAAUGUUACAGUUAUAUUUUGAGGACUAACCUUUGACCAAAUAAAGCUUUCCUAUAACUACAGGUAAAAAUAUUUUUUUAGGUGGCCUUUCAUUGCAGCUGCUUCCGCUGUGGCCCAGCACCCACUGCUGGUCAAUGGCAGAACUGUCCUUCCUUCAUGGAUGUCAGACUAUCUGAAAACUCUCUCACUGUUUUCAUUUUUCCUGAACUUGUUAAGUGAAAAGCAAAUUAUUUUCCUUUCGUGCAUAAAGUAUUUAUUGUUCAGAAAUAGCUUUUAUUGAGUACUUGUUCCCUGCGCCUACGUUUGAUAUUUUUAUUUGAAUGCCCGUCUCUCUCCUACCCAUUUUCCCCUAGGCACAGGGAAGACCAAAGACACUCCCCACUUUGAGGUCCUGGUGAGAGCGUACACACUUCCAAAUUUAUGGGCUCCAAUGAACUGUGCAAGCAUCUUGUUUGGUGCCCCAGCAGUCGGAGGUAUUUUUUUUUCUCUACCAUGACACGUAUAAUAGAACCAAAACUCUAAUGCUAACAUACUACCACAAAGGAAAUGUUAUUUUACUAAGUUAUUGCUGGUUCGAGAGUAUCUUGUUGAAUAACUGGGUCUGUUACCAAGAAAUAAAGUUAUAUUUCUUACCAUGUUUUAAGUUGUUAAGCAAAUGUGAAUAAAUUUUUUAAAAAAAAAAAAGAUUGUGCGCUAUUCAGAAUUUUAGGAGUUAUGAACUGCUUGGAAUAGCUGCUUGCGUGUAUUUUUCUACCCAGGUCUAUACUUCUGCCAUUUUCUUUAAAAAGCAAACAAUAUUGUAUUAUGUGUUAAAGUUCUCUUGGUUUUAUAUAUCAAAGAAUAAAAACAUUUUCUUUGUGUUC
Molecule: messenger RNA, 3339 nt
Organism: Myotis daubentonii (Daubenton's bat)
Lineage: Eukaryota; Metazoa; Chordata; Mammalia; Chiroptera; Vespertilionidae
Gene: PARD6G
Product: par-6 family cell polarity regulator gamma
Biological process (GO): establishment or maintenance of cell polarity; centrosome cycle; regulation of cellular localization
Cellular component (GO): nucleus; cell cortex; apical plasma membrane
Molecular function (GO): protein binding
Source: RefSeq, a predicted model, not a curated record